CUCAUCCCAAACACGCCGGGGUAAGACGGUCUCUCCGCGGCGGAGUCCUCUCAUCACUGCCCCCCCUCGCAUCAUGGGAGCUGAAUUAAAGCGGCUGUGACACGCUGUCAGAAAGAACCCAACCUCCGACCUGAGAACUAAACUGCUCCGGAAAAAGAAGAAGAAGAAGAAGAGCUCGUGGGGUUUUUCUGUUUGUUUGGAUGGAGAAUUUGGAAUCGAUGGUGAAUGAGCUGAAGUCAAGCUGGUAGUGAAGGUGCUGGAUUUGUUCCCCCCUACGCCCCAAGCCGGACACAGCAUGGCGGCGGGAGUAGCGGCAUGGCUUCCCUUUGCCCGGGCGGCAGCUAUCGGCUGGAUGCCUGUGGCCAAUUUGCCCAUGCCAGUGGCACCAGCUGAGAAGAGCAAGCGGCAGGAUGAGCUUAUCAUUCUUAAUGUUAGUGGACGACGCUUCCAGACCUGGAGGAACACGUUGGACCGCUAUCCAGACACCCUGCUGGGCAGCUCAGAGAAGGAGUUCUUCUACAACGAGGAGACCAAAGAAUACUUCUUUGACCGGGACCCUGACUUGUUUCGCAGUGUGCUCAACUUCUACCGCACCGGAAAGCUCCACUACCCACGCUACGAGUGCAUCUCCUCUUACGACGAGGAGCUGGCUUUCUUUGGCAUCCUCCCAGAGAUCAUUGGUGACUGCUGCUAUGAAGAGUACAAGGACAGGAAGAGGGAGAACGCAGAACGUCUGAUGGAUGACCAGGAGGACAACAAGGACGCCAAGCUGCCCAACAUGACCUUCAGGGAGACCAUGUGGCGGGCCUUUGAAAACCCCCACACUUCCACCAUGGCCCUAGUCUUCUACUAUGUCACUGGCUUCUUCAUUGCUGUUUCUGUCAUCACCAAUGUUGUGGAGACAGUCCCCUGCGGCUCAGCACCCAACCAGAAGGAAGUUCCAUGUGGUGAACGCUACACUGUAGCCUUUUUCUGCAUGGACACAGCCUGUGUCAUGAUCUUCACCGUGGAGUACCUGAUGCGCUUGUUUGCCGCUCCCAGCCGCUACCGAUUCAUGAGGUCGGUCAUGAGCAUCAUUGAUGUAGUGGCAAUCCUGCCCUAUUACAUUGGCCUGGUGAUGACUGACAACGAGGAUGUGAGUGGCGCUUUUGUGACCCUGCGAGUUUUCCGCGUGUUCCGUAUCUUUAAGUUCUCCCGUCACUCGCAGGGCCUGCGCAUCCUAGGCUACACGCUGAAGAGCUGUGCCUCCGAGCUGGGCUUCCUGCUCUUCUCCCUCACUAUGGCCAUAAUUAUCUUUGCUACAGUUAUGUUCUACGCAGAGAAGGGUUCAAGCUCCAGCAAAUUCACCAGCAUCCCAGCCUCCUUCUGGUACACCAUUGUUACUAUGACAACGCUCGGGUACGGAGACAUGGUCCCUAAGACGAUUGCAGGGAAGAUCUUUGGUUCGAUCUGCUCCCUGAGUGGGGUGUUGGUAAUCGCCCUGCCUGUCCCCGUCAUCGUGUCCAACUUUAGUCGCAUCUAUCACCAAAACCAGAGAGCAGACAAGCGGCGGGCACAGAAAGUACAGAAAGCUCGCUUGGCCAGGAUACGAAUAUCCAAGACGGGAAGCUCCAAUGCCUUCCUCCACAGCAAGCGCAACGGCCUGUUCAACGAAGUCCUAGAGCUCACGCAACUUCCAUACAAGAUGAACCUUUCAGAGCAGAGUUCUGAGGAGGAGCAGCGGUUAAGUAAGUCUACUUCUCUAUUAGAGAGCCAGCACCACCACCUGCUGCACUGUCUGGAGAAAACCACUAACCACGAGUUUGUGGAUGAGCAGUAUUACCAGCAGAGCUACCUGGAGGCAAGCCUGCAAAACUAUCAAUCUCGAAGCCCCUCCCUCUCUAACCAAGAAGGCGUGACGGGCACAUGCUGCACCCGCCGAAGCAAGAAGCACCACAGCCCUUUACAGAACGCCAGCGGCCCAGCGCACAUGCAGCCUUUGACGCACACACACCAAGGCUUGCAGGAGCUCAGCACCAUCCACAUCCAGGCCCUCAGCACCAGCCGCUCCAGUCUGAACAUGCGUGUGGACGAACCAGCACCACUGAACUGCCAGAGCAGCCAGAUCACCACAGCAAUCAUCAGCAUCCCCACACCGCCUGUGACAACCCCUGAUGGCGACGCUCACCUGCCAGCAGGCCCCACCUACCAGAACGUUGUGAAGGUGUCCGCACUGUGAAGACUGGAGUUGCAGACCCGUCGUUCAGAAAGACAGAUAAAGACUCACUGAGACAGACUGAGGGACAGAGGAGGACGGAGGAGAAAGCAUCCGAGAGUCCUAGCUGUGGUGGAGCCUGCCCUCUGCUGGUCAUGUACUGUAACGACAUGGACUCCCUGUACAGACAGAGGAUGGCUUUUAGAUACAGUAUAUUCAUGUUAGUGGUUGGCAUGCAUGUUUGUGCGUAAGCGAGUGUGUGUGUGUGCGUGUGUGUGUGUGUGUGUUUGUGUGUGUGUGUCUAUGUGUGUGUGUCUAUGUGUGAGAAUAUGUUUAAGGUGUCAUUCUAGCUGAGGAGGCAGGUGAGAGUUCCCUCUAAAAGUGUUGGAGAUGAGUUCCCAGAGUUCGUCAUGUGUCACUGUGCACAAAGCACCUUUUUAUGAUUUUCACUUCAGUUUGACACUUCGAUCUUUUUUUAUCAGGAGAAAUAAGGAAAAGGGAGGAAAAGUCAAACUUCAAUAAGAAAACGUAAUCAGAAUCCUUUUCCCCUCUGAUUUAUCCCUGCCCUCUCAUGUAGUUUUGAUCCUCUUACCUAACGAUAGAUAAAUAUACCACCGAGUCCUUUCCUGGUCCAAUAUUUCUCCACAAGAGCUACAAUUCCUACAAAGAUGAAAUAUGGUCGGUGUUUCUGUGAUGGCGUUACCGAGGAGUUUCAUAUUUGUGAAUGAAUGAAUGUGACUUUUUGCUAGAUAGAGGAUUUGUGACGUUUUGGAUAGAAGAUGUGUGUGUGUGUGUGUGUGUGUGUGUGUGUGUGUGUGCGUGCAUCUGUGUGUGAAUGUGUCGGUCGAUUGAAAACUUGUGUUUCAAUUCUUCUGGAAGUCUCUACGGCUCAGUAUAUGGCAUAUUUGACUAGCUGCCACUCUGAAGGGUUCAUCGCACACAUUUCUGUCAGAGACCCUCAGCUACAAGCCUUCUACACAACAUGUGCCUGUUUAGCUUUAGAGUAAAAAGAGAGUUCUGUUACAGUUUUCUGAAUACCCCCCGCCCCCUUUUUUCUUUCCACCAUUCGACUCCUACAGCCUGACGGACCUCAAACAACUCAAUUCUUAACAAACUAGCAAAAACAAAAAAAGAAAUGUUUUUGAUUCAAACCACGACAAUUAAAAGCACAAGGCGCCUGCUGAGAAUUUCUGACACAAAUCUGUCCUGAACCC
Messenger RNA from Paralichthys olivaceus (Japanese flounder), 3408 nucleotides. It is a transcript of the gene kcnd3, whose product is annotated as potassium voltage-gated channel, Shal-related subfamily, member 3. The record is from RefSeq and is a predicted model, not a curated record. Gene Ontology annotation, molecular function: A-type (transient outward) potassium channel activity; protein binding. Gene Ontology annotation, biological process: protein homooligomerization; potassium ion export across plasma membrane. Gene Ontology annotation, cellular component: voltage-gated potassium channel complex; neuronal cell body; dendritic spine. Lineage: Eukaryota; Metazoa; Chordata; Actinopteri; Pleuronectiformes; Paralichthyidae.